AUGAGACAAAGGAAAUCAAAGGCAAAAACUAGCUUAUUUGCAACUGUUUCAUCCACAAUUUUCACCAGAGUCAUAACAUUGAAGACAACAAAUGGAAUUUGGGACUUCUUGAAUAAGGAGUAUGAAGGAAAUGAACGAGUCAAAGCCAUGCAAGUUCUGAAUUUGAUAAGAGAAUUCAAGAUGCAAAGAAUGAAAGAAUCAGAAACAAUCAAGGAUUACUCUAACAUACUCCUUGACAUUGUUAACAAAGUAAGGCUUCUUGGUACUGAUUUUUCUGAUUCUAGAAUAGUUCAAAAAAUCUUUGAAAUAGUUCCUGAAAAGUUUGAGGCUACAAUAACAUCCCUAGAAAACUCAAGAGAUGUGUCAAGUAUUACCUUGGCAGAACUAUUAAGUGCAUUACAGGCUCAGGAACAAAAGAGACUUAUAAGGCAAGAAAGAACUGCAGAGGGUGCAUUUCAAGCUAUAUCACAGAACAAUAUGUACAAGAUAGAGAAGUAA
Molecule: messenger RNA, 498 nt
Organism: Diospyros lotus (date-plum)
Lineage: Eukaryota; Viridiplantae; Streptophyta; Magnoliopsida; Ericales; Ebenaceae
Exons: 1
Coding region: 1-498 (165 amino acids)
Source: RefSeq, a predicted model, not a curated record